Messenger RNA from Drosophila ficusphila, 2178 nucleotides. RefSeq lists its product as uncharacterized. NCBI's taxonomy places the organism in Eukaryota, Metazoa, Arthropoda, Insecta, Diptera, Drosophilidae. Bases 1 to 336 code for a protein of 111 amino acids. The record is from RefSeq and is a predicted model, not a curated record. The transcript has a single exon.
AUGGGCGUGGGGAUGGGUCUGGGUCUUGGCCUGGGCCAUGGCCACGGCACCACCGGCACCCUGACGCCGCACGGCGUGGCCACCGCCACCUCGCCCACCGCCCACUCGGCGCCGCUGGGCAACAUCUGCAACACGCUGCCGCACGCACCCAGCUCCUCCUCCGGCGGCGGCGGCGGACUGUCCGGCAACCUGCCGCUGAACCGGAACCUGGUGAUGCUGCGCAACCACCUGCGCAAGAACACGGGCAGCAGCACCGCCGGAAACGGAGGAUCAGGAGCCUCCGGCGUGGGAGUGCAGCUGCUGCAGGAUCAGGACGACCGACUGGAGGAUCAAUAACCCAUUUACUACAUCAAGUUCUUAGUUUAGUCUCCCGUUGAGUUAAGUGUAUUUCAAUUGCUGUGAUUCGAUAGUGAAAACAAAAGGCCAACACGCGUCUUUCAGUUCAAAUGUAUAGUAUGUAUAGAGAGAGAUAGACAGACAGUUAGGGAAAGAGAGCGGGAUAGUGGGAAAAGUAGAGAGGGAUGGACGUGUGGAAAUUAAGAUGGAAAUGGGGAGCAGAGUUAGUCAGAGUCAGUCAAUCCUUCCUCCGAUAAUGUUGGCAUUUACAUAUGAGAUAUACAACACCUAUAUAUAAAUACAGACUUAUUAUAUAUUAUACAUACACAUCUGCAGAAAAAGAGAAAUUUUAUAUACUUAGUGACGUAACGAAAACGUUUCGACUAUUCUCAGUUGGCCUCAAGCUAUUGUAUUGAACGAGACUCGUUUGAUUUGCCAUUUGUUUACUGUUUAAUUGCCUUGUGUAUGCAUAAUUCUCAACGUGAUAUUGUGAAAACGUCCAACUUGAAUUGCAUUUUACAUAGAUUCAUUUCCAGCGUUUUAAUAGCAGACACACAUAGAAGUUGAUUCCUAUUUUAAGGCGCCAAUUGGGGGUGCGAGCAAUAGACCAAUUCAAUUUUAACAACAAAACGAAACAAAUAUUUAUACACAAAACAAAAUGAAGUGAAAUGAACAUAAGUAGAAGAACAGAACACCAACUGCCAUUCGAAACUAAUUUUAAUUUGUUAAACUCGUAUAAGGACAAUGUAAAGGGAACGAAAGCAUCCGUCAGAAACUUGUAAAAAUAAUGCCGAAAAUUGCCAAAUCGAGCAAAAAACAAUGUACGCUAAGCAAUAUUUUCAAAUCGUAGCGAGUCGUGUCCGGAUCGUGUGUACAUAUAGAGGAUUGCGAUCCAUUUAGGGUUUAUUAUGCCACUUAUAGAAGAUAUCAAACGUAUCCACUAUGAGCGAUUUAGCGAUAAUCAAAAGCAGACAAUGAAAUUAGUCAGGCAGCGCAAAUGUUUUUAAUCAGUUUCCAUCAGUUAGUUAAAUAAAUGAGAAAUAUUUAUCAAGGCACAAAACUACGAACAACAUAUUAAAAUUUAAACUGAUUAAAGUACAUACACAUAGCAUAACCUAGCGUAGAGCAUACGAUUCUUACAUAGCAAUCGACUAAAUGUAAAUGAGUUUAUUCGGAAAACGCUUUGACUUCUACUCAGAACGUAAUUAAACCUGAACAUAUUUUGUGAACAUAAGAUAUCGAUAUUCGUAUUGUAACUCAAUUAACUUUAAUCGCAAGUAAAUUAAAUCAAAUUUAAACGACAAACAAAUCGCACGUGUUACAGCCAGACGAAGAUAAGAUUAGAGAGACGGAUAUAUUGUGAGGGGAAGAGGAAUACUGAAUUAUAGGCAUUUUUUAAAUAAAACUAUCCAAAUUACGUUUAAGUGUUUCAACUGUAAAUUGUAACAAAGUCAGCAGAAGAAUAUUUAUAUAUUUAGUGACGAAACGAGAAGCAAACAAACAACAAACGAACACAACCACACAGCAUGUGCUAGCAUUUUCUAAUUAUCACUGUAAAAUGAUGUAAUUUAAAGAAUGAAUAUAUAAGCAAUAUUAAAGUUUAACCUUACAAGGAGCCACAAAAUUGAUCAUUAAGUCAACACAUUACAAUUGCAAAUUGCAAAACCAGUAAAUUCCAAUACACAAAGUAAAACGAGAGCGCAAACUAAAGUAUUCAGAGUUCAGUAAAUUUUAGAAGAAAUUUUCAGAAAAACCAAAACGAAGUGGAGAACGAUGAUUCAUGUUUAUGCAUAAAUCAAAGCAAAAUUCUUUAAAUAAAAGUGAACAUAUCUAAAAAGUAAA